AAGUAAAUUUCGGAGUUGCAUCCUAGAAAGCAAGAUUACCAUGCCUCCUCGACGUGAGCGCCCACUCCCUACUAGAUCAGCUAGGAGGGGCAGAGGUCGUCUUAGGCAGGGUCAGCCAGACCUUAGAGGAGAGGAAUCGACUGUGUCUCCUUUUCGAGCAACACUUGCUGCUGAACCGGUAGAGAUUCCUCCGCCACCUACUGGCAUUCCUGCCGUGUCUUCUGAGGUAAUCCAGGCAAUGGCAGCCUUCUUUACCGCAAUGGCUGGUCAAGCUCAGACUAGUCAGGUCCCACCUGUAGUGCCACCAGUUACUCCUUCAGUUCCAUUGGCACAUGAUGUCUCUAUUUCUAAAAAGCUGAAGGAGGCUAGACAACUGGGUUGCGUGUCCUUUGUGGGUGAGUUGGACGCCACCGCAGCUAAGGAUUGGAUUAAUCAGGUUUCAGAGACACUCUCUGAUAUGAGAUUGGAGGAUGAGAUGAAGCUGAUAGUGGCUACGAGGUUAUUGGAGAAGAGAGCCCGUACAUGGUGGAAUUCGGUGAAGUCCCGUUCCACUAUUCUCCUAACUUGGUCAGACUUUCUGAGGGAAUUUGAUAGUCAAUAUUAUACCCAUUUCCAUCAAAAAGAGAAGAAGAGAGAAUUUUUGAGUCUGAAGCAGGGGAAUUUAACUGUAGAAGAGUAUGAGACUCAAUUUAACGAGCUGUUGUCUUAUGUGCCUGAUUUAGUGAGGACUGAACAGGAUCAGGCCGAUUAUUUCGAGGAAGGGCUCCGCAAUGAGAUAAGAGAGCGAAUGACUGUGACAGGUAGGGAGCCCCAUAAAGAGGUAGUACAAAUGGCCUUAAGGGCUGAGAAGCUCGCAAAUGAAAAUAGGAGAAUGCGAGCUGAGUUGGCAAAAAGGAAAAAUCCGAAUAUGUCCUCCAGUCAGCCACUAAAGAGGAGCAAAGGCUCAUUUGUUUCAGGGAGUGCUCCUUCUGUUUCGGUAACAUCCUCUCGACCAUCAUUUUCACAAAUGCAGCAGAGGCCUCCGAGAUUCAGCGGAUCUGCAGUGACUACUUCUGAAAAAAGUUUCGGAGGUUUUGAUAGAUGUAGAGAAUGUGGAAGAUUUCAUGGCGGGGUGUGUUGGGGGCCUUUGCGAUGUUUUCAUUGUGGCCAGACGGGUCACUUUAGAACUAAUUGUCCACAGUUAGGACAGGCCACUGUAGCUGCUCUAUCUUCAUCAACUCGUACGGACUUGCAGAUGAGAGAUUCCUCUGGAGCACAACCGAGACAGGGAGUAGCUAUUCGGCCUGAUGUGGAGAGUAACACCCCAGUAUACCCACCUUCCAAACCACUGACUCGUGCGUCAACAAAAGUUUUUACGGUAAUGGAAGAUGAAGCACGAGUCCAACCUAGAGAAAGUGAAUGAAAAGUUAGGUGGAAAUGUAAGAUAAUGAUAAGAGAUGUAAAUACUAAGUUCUGAGAGUGUAAAUAAAGCUUUUAAGAAUAAUAUAAUAAAUGAGUUUAUGUAGAAUAUCGCUAUGGAAUUUUCUUAAUGUAUUGUGGAAAUUGGAGUUCAGAAAUGCAUAAGACAUGAAAGAUGAAUCUUUGAGGCAUUGAUGAGAAUGAAAGUGCAACCCCACAUGUGUAGGGAUUAGUAAUAUGGGUAACUAAAGUGAAGAAUGAUCCUGAGUGGUUCAAGAUUUAAAUUUCAUGUAUGAUGAGUGAUGUAGGUAGAGCAACGAAAAGAACAUCUCAAUAGUUAAAGGAUUGUGGAAGAAUGCUCAAACGAAGGAGAUGACAUGAGAUGUUGAAUAUUGGAUAAAAGCUAAUACCCCUAUCUUUUCUUGGAGUUUGAUAAGUGAAAUUUU
Messenger RNA from Theobroma cacao (cacao), 1844 nucleotides. NCBI's taxonomy places the organism in Eukaryota, Viridiplantae, Streptophyta, Magnoliopsida, Malvales, Malvaceae. The record is from RefSeq and is a predicted model, not a curated record.